This is a messenger RNA of Macrosteles quadrilineatus (aster leafhopper), 2375 nucleotides long. Its product is annotated as facilitated trehalose transporter Tret1-like. NCBI's taxonomy places the organism in Eukaryota, Metazoa, Arthropoda, Insecta, Hemiptera, Cicadellidae. The coding region runs from base 97 to 1824 and encodes 575 amino acids. Gene Ontology annotation, cellular component: membrane. The record is from RefSeq and is a predicted model, not a curated record. Gene Ontology annotation, biological process: transmembrane transport. The transcript is spliced from 8 exons. Gene Ontology annotation, molecular function: transmembrane transporter activity.
GUGGUUGUAUAGUGUAUAGUGUAUCGGUAUACACUAGCGACAGUGUGGAUAUGAGUGCAAGUGAUCUUCUCUGGAAGUAAAAUAGUGAACGUUGAUAUGGCGACUGGUGGGGCAAAGACUCAAAAUGGGGUCGUCCCAGGCGCCAAACUCAAGAACGGAGGAGUUUCAAUUUCCGAAAAGGAGAAAGAACAUCUGAAAUAUGCAGAGAGUAAACCAGUUAGCCAAUGGAGGCGAGCUCUUCCACAGUACCUUGCUGCAUUUGCUAAAAACCUCCUUCUCCUAGACCUUGGCAUGGUGAUCGCCUUCCCCACCAUAGUUAUUCCUCCUCUGCUGCAUUCUAAGGAGGGGCUCAAAUUCACAAUGUCGCAAGCAUCGUGGUUUGGCAGUAUCGUGUACUUCUGUCAGCCGCUGGGCAGCCUCACAGCUGCGGUGACGCUCGACUACCUCGGCCGCAAAAGAGCCAUGAUCUUCCUCAACAUCCCAUUCUUUUGCUGCUGGGUGACCCUAUACUACACACAGACGGUCACUAUGUUGUUUGUGCUUAGCGGCAUCAUGGGACUGGGUAUAGGGUCGAUAGAAGCCUCAAUACUAACGUAUGUGGGGGAGAUUAGUGAGCCCAAGUUGAGAGGAACGUUGACCUCGAUGGCCGAGAUCGCAGAGUACAUGGGCUUCGUGUUCAUGUUCUUCCUGGGGACGGUCACUGAUUGGCGGACAAGCGCACUCAUCAGCGCGUUGGUACCUGUCGUCAGCUGUCUAUCCCUUCUACAGAUUCCAGAGACUCCCAUCUGGCUGUUAUCCAAGGGUAAUUCCGAGGAGGCUUUGAAGGCUCUCUGCUGGUUACGAGGGUGGGUGACUCCUGAUCAGGUACAAAACGAGUUUGACGAGAUGGUGAGGUACAGCCUCGCCAGCAAAGUACUGACCAAAAUGUCCAAGUGCGACUUGGAGCAACAAGCUUAUGCCAAUGAGGUAGACCUAACUGAUGAGAAGUCUCCGAAAACUCAUCCAACAGACACUAAAAGUGCAGACGGUUCAACCGAAGUUUCUGUAAGCUGCGAGCAAAAGAAAAUGGAUUUGAAAGCCCAACUGAACGACUUGACGAUCGGUAUGGAGAAGGAAUCGAUCGAGUCUUUGGUUGAACAGAAAUUACCCUUCAGGGAGAGAUUGAGGGACUUUUGUCGUCAAGAGAUGAUGAUGCCGAUGUUUUUGGUUUGUUCCUUCUUCUUCUUCACAUACGGCUCUGGAAUGCUCGCAAUCAGACCUUACAUGGUGCCAGUUUUCAUGAACUUGGGGCUUAUUAUGGAUCCUUAUUUAGCAACAACAGUCUUCACGGCUAUCGGGCUGGGUGGCUGUGUCCUGUGCACCGUCACUGUCCGUUUCAUCGGCAAGCGACCCCUGGGUCUCAUAUCAGUUCUGGGCUGUGCCGUCAGCUGUCUCUCCCUCGGUACUUACGCACUGUACGUAGAUGAGCUCGAAGGCCACAAACACGCGUGGAUGCCGAUGGUCAUGAUGGUCGCCCUCGCCUUCUUCACUGGGAUCGGAAUGGAUCCAUUGCCAUGGAUGUAUCUCAGCGAAGUCUUUCCUUUCAGAGGGCGCAGUAUGGCGUGUGGUGUAGCAGCCGGUAUUUCCUACGUCUUCGGCUUCAUCGCAACAAAAACGUUUCUUGUGUUGGAGAAGACGUUAACUCUGUCCGGAGUGUUCUAUCUAUACGGAAGCUUUAGUGUUGUUGGGUUCAUCUUCUUCUACUUCUACCUUCCCGAGACCGAAGGAAGGACAAUGCAGGACAUUGAGGAGAGUUACAAGAAAAAGAGGAAAAGUGAUAGAUAGUUUUUGGAAAAAUUAUAUUUGUACAUAUUUUAAAUGAUUCUACAAGAAAAACUAUUUUAGCGAAAUGUAAUGUGUUAGGGAACUCAUUUUACUCAUUUGUGGCAUUAGUUUUCCAAUACAAUCAAUUAAUGUCUUAAACUCUGUCCACAAAAUUUUAGUGGUCUGAGGUGAAGCGGUUCCAGCCCAUCCACUUCACCCUAACUAUGAAACAACCACAUAAAUUUCUUAAACUGAGUAUAACGGACUAUAAUGUUUUGUCCAACCAAAAUACUGUAGUAUGAAAGUUGUAGUGUAGUAGUGCAGUAACCUUUGUUAGGUUACUGUAGGAAAAGAUAUUUUGUGUUAAAAAUAUUUAAUUUUUUAUUCAGCUUUACCAACAUUAUUAUUUGGAAUAAUCUCAGGUAAUUUUAUUAUCAAUCUAUCUUUCAAAAUGUUAUUUGAAUGUUUUAUAGGCAAUUUCUUUACAGCGAGAUAGUAGUAUGUAUGUUUUAAUUUUACCAUUAGUUGCUAUGGAUUAUGUAAAUAUUUGUUUUCGAAUAGAUAAGGUUCAG